This is a messenger RNA of Thrips palmi, 1788 nucleotides long. RefSeq names its product probable cytochrome P450 6a14. The record is from RefSeq and is a predicted model, not a curated record. The coding region runs from base 107 to 1630 and encodes 507 amino acids. Lineage: Eukaryota; Metazoa; Arthropoda; Insecta; Thysanoptera; Thripidae. Gene Ontology annotation, molecular function: iron ion binding; monooxygenase activity; oxidoreductase activity, acting on paired donors, with incorporation or reduction of molecular oxygen. The transcript has 6 exons.
UCUGUGACUGACACAAGCACCAUGGCUGUGUUGGACGCGACCGGCGUGCUGGCGGCCGUGCUGGCCGCGCUGCUGGUAGUGGGCCCGAAAAAAUGCAAGGUUUGCUAUGAUAUCGUGCACUAACGGGCCCACUAUGGGGGCCUUGUGGUGGUCGCGGCGACGGCAAAGCUACUGGAGCGAGCGCGGCGUGCCCACGCCGCCCAGCCUGCCCUUCGUGGGGAGCAUCUGGCCCGUCAUGACCGGCAGGAAGAGCUUCGCGCAGCACCUGUACGACAUCGCGGACCAUUUCCGCGAGCACGGGUACUGCGGUAUGUACUCCGGGGUCCAGCGCACGCUGCUCGUCUUCGACCCGGAGAUGGCCAAGCAGAUCCUCUGCAAGGACUUUGGCAGCUUCCACGACCGCGGCUUCCCGACCUCGGACAGCGACCCCCUGAGCCAGCACCUCAUCAGUCUGAGUGGUUCCAAGUGGCGAAACUUGCGCAACCGCCUGUCUCCGACUUUCACGUCCGGCAAGCUCAAGCUCAUGUUCCCCCUGAUGCGCGACGUGGGCGACCAGCUCAACGCCACGAUGGCGAAGGAGGCCCACAAGGCCGGCGGGGAGGUGGUGCACUCAAAAGAGGCCCAGAAGGCUGACGGGGAGGUAGACCUCUCCGCGCUGCUGCACCGCUACACCGUCGACAUGAUCGGCUCCAUCGCCUUCGGCAUCAACUGCAACUGCCUGGUGGACGAGAACGCCGAGUUCCUCGCCAUGUCUCGCGGCGUGUUCACCACCACGCCCGCGCAGUUCCUCCGCUUCAUGCUCAUGGCCAUCCACCCCAAGCUGGGUAGCCUGCUGCCCUUCAAGCUCGUCUUCAGCAAGGUGCACCGCUUCUUCCUGGACCUGAUGCGCAGCACCGUGGAGCACCGCGAGAAGCACGAGGUGGUGCGCAACGACUUCGUGGACAUCAUGAUGCAGGCGCGCGACAAGGACCAUGGCGACCCGGACAACAACAUCGCGCUCACGACGGAGGUGAUGGCCGCGCAGGGCUUCAUCUUCUUUGUGGCGGGCCUGGACAACGUGUCCAACACGGUGGCCUACGUCGUCCACCGCAUGGCGCAGGACCCGGCGCUGCAGCAGCGCGUGGCGGACGAGGUGCUGGCCGUCAUCAACAAGCACGCCGGCGAGGUGACGUACGAGGGCCUCAAGGAGAUGGACCUGGUGGACCGCGUGCUGCAGGAGGGCUUGCGUCUUUGGUCGCCCGGCGGCCUCGCCAUGCGCAAGUGCAACAAGACGACCAUGGUGGGCGACGUGCUCGUGGAGAAGGACACCAACGUCAUGAUCGUGUCCCACUGCAUGCACAAGAACCCCGCCAUCUUCCCGGACCCCGAGCGCUUCGACCCGGAGCGACACACUGCCGAGGCCAGGCAGCAGCGCCACCCGUACGCCUUCAUCCCCUUCGGCGAGGGCCCGCGCGUCUGCCUCGCCGAGCGGUUCGCGCUGCUCGAGAUGAAGCUCGCCCUCGUCAUGCUGGUGCGCGACUUCGAGUUCGCGCGCGGCCCCAGGUUCGAGGCCAGCCCCGCCGUCGACACCAAGGCCUUCUUCCCGAGGCCCGUCAACGGCUUCCUGGUGCGCGUGCAGAACAGAGGGUGACGACGGUCACCAUGUCCAACGAAUGCACUGCUAGAAAUAACCACAACAAAAGUACACAAAUUUCUGGCAAAUUUUUUAUCAGGUAUUUAUUGUACUUCUGAAGUACAACAAUUGUUGUACAAAGUACAAUGGAAUCGGCAUGACGAGUGCUGUGCAGU